CCCGGUGGCGGGCCGCUGCUGCUGACGCUCAUGUCCAGUCCGCAGCUGCGGCUGCAGUGCGCAGCCUCGGAGGCGCUGCAGCAGGAGGAGAGGGCGGCGAGGAAGGAGAAGCUCUCCCGGAUAAUUGGCUCCCGGGCGGCCUCGGACCCCGAUCUGGCCGAGGUGCUGGCCGGGCUGCUUGCGGAUCCGCAGCCGUCGCGGACGGGGGAGGAGGCCGACCGGCAGCCGGAGGUGGCGGUGCGGGUGACCUUCACCGCGGUGCCGCUGAGGGUGGGGUCGCCGGAUGGACAAGCUACACGAGAUCCGGCAGAACAUCGCCGCGCACUUCGACUCCCCCGCUGCUGCCGCUGCCCCAGCCAGCCCCUCCUGCUCCUCCUCCUGCUCCCCCCGGGGCGCCUGCGGGCCGGUGCGGGCGGUGCGGCUCAGCUGCACCUCACCCGCCGGGCUGGGGGCGGCGCUGGCGAUGCUGGGAGAGCUGCAUGUGGAGUUCUUCCGGCAGCGUCGCGGCCUCUCCGUGCUGCCGCUGCGACCCGACCUCACAGCCGCCGCCAACUUCAUUCAGGCGCCCCGCCCGCCUGCUCCGCCCGCAGCAGCAGCAGCAGCAGCAGCAAGGAGUGGUGGCGAGGAGGGCGGCGAUGAGGAGGAUGAAGCCGGUGGUGGCGACACUGCUGCCCUGCGGUGGCACCUGAGGCAGCUGCUGGCUGCGAUCACAGCAGCGCCCAGCAGCACCGCCGCCGCCACCACCACCACCACCUCCUCCCCCUCCUCCGCAUGUGGCAAUGGCGGUACCCACGGCCGAGGUGCUGACAGCGGAUGCGAGGUGUCGGGCGGGGGGCUGCACGGGCAGUGGCGCGUACGGCACCGGCUGGCCCUUAACCGCUCAGUGGGGCGCAUGGUGGGGCUGGACGAGUAUGGAGAUGCGGAGGAGGCGCAGUUGCGGGGCGGGCGGAGGAGGGAGGUGGGGGCGCUGGUGCCGCAUGUGUUCGGCGCGCUCAGCUUCUCGCGGCAUGGGGAGGUGCUGCCGGAGCUGUUGGUGCUGGAGUGCGCCUUCGAGCAACCCUCCGUGCUGCUGCUGUAGCUGCGGCUGCUGCUGCGGAUAUGUUGGAGCGCUGCGGCAAUUGAGGCAGUUGCUUUUGAGUGGCCUGCUGGUGCAGCCGCUGCGGCGUGGCUGGUGAGGUGGUGGUGGGCCGUGCGGUACACGUAGCUGCUGCUGCUGCUGUGGCUUGAAGGGGUGGGGGUUUCAUGGUUGAGGGGGGGAACUCCAGUCCCUUGGUGGCUUGUUUGUUCCCUUGUUUGCAGCCUUCAUCGCGUGACUCUGCUUGUCUAUUGGGUUGGCACUUGCUGACGGAGUGUAUCGCUUGUAAAUUGGGUGGGCUGGUUAUCAGUGAAGGGCUGUUGGAACCUGGGUGUUGUUGUUCCGAACGGCUCCCGGCUGUGUGCUUGUGUCGUAUAUCCACGAAGAUACCAUCGCUUGAAGAAACAACUCUUGGUUGUUGAUGCCCUAAACUUGCUGCUUUUUUGUUGAGCCUUCCAUUACAUGCAUGCGUGCUGCUUGCCCUUUGAUGUUAGGGGCUCGCACGCGGGACCUGGAGGAGUAGGCGCGAAGGUGCCGUACAUGGGGUGUAGCCUGCUGUCGGGGCGCGCGGGGUGGUGAGGGAAGAUGCGGUUCGUGUUUGGGAGCCAGCAUACCCGAAAGCCACAAUCGCGUUGCUUCCUGCAUUCACGCACUAGCUGUAUUCGUGCCAGGCGGAGAGCUGGUGGGGUGUUGGGCGCAGGGGUGCACUGCGUGGAACCGCUUCGCUGCCCCCUCCCACAGCGAAGUGGGUUGGGGAGGGGCCAAGUGCCGCUGCAAAGCCGCCACAGCGGUGGGAGCCAAGCGGGUGGGGGAGCGCUCGAGGUGGCUGCCUGUUGGGUGGCUUUCAUAAGUAUUACUAUAUGCAGGAUUGAAGCAAGUAAGGUCGUAUUCACCUCGGUAGCAACGCCUGCACAAGGCAGUGUUCUUGAGUUGCACUCCCGGCCUCGGUUGUGCGUUGGGCUGGAUUUGGGCUUUUAUGCCAUCAUAUUAUGGGGUGCAAAGUUGGACGGAAGAGGACAAAAUCGACUCCAUUCAUUGAUGCGAGGCCGCCGUUAAGGGACUGCUAUAACUGGGGAGCGGUUGCGUACUGACGGGCGCCUGCAUGUGGUGACGAGUGCGCUGCGCCGUACUGCAUUCAGGUGGCUUCCAAUCGGCUCUCAGCGGGCUGACAGCACGGUAAAUAAUUGCGCUGUGAACCUCUGCCGCGAAGGGAAAAAGAAAUUCCAAUGUGUGGUGUGCCGCGAAGGGGGAGGGUUGCUUUGCAGCUGUGACAGGUGUGCGGUGUUGCUGCGGGCAUGCAAGCAUGCAUGCCGGGUUUGUUGGGUGAUAUGUGCUUGCGGCGUUCGGACUGACCGACCUAAGUUGGGUUUUAUUCUUGCUGGGUGUGUUGCCAGGGCGGAAACACGGACACAUGCAUUUUGUCACAUUAUUGAACGCCAAGACAGAAGGCGCGCCUACCGUACGCUAUGUCCGAGGAACGGCUCUGCUUAUUCAUUACCCGUGUCUGCUUGCUGCUGCUGCUGGUCGGGCUCGGACUGCAGGGGCGGUGCGUGCGUCGGUGCGUGCCCUUGUCGUGGGCGCCUUAACCUGCGGGGAGCAAGGAGGCGGGGGAUUCCCGUGGUGUGUGUCCCAUGGGUCUGCUAAUGGGAACCGAUGCCAGCAGCAGCAGCUGGCUAAGGUCUUGCCUUUUGACCUCGGAUGGAGGGCACGCAAUGGGCACACAUGUGGUUUCGUAGUGCAAAGAAGAUGGCUGCAUUGAUUGACGUUACUGCUUCGAGUAAGGACUGCCAUUAGUUGCUGCUGCUGGUGAGGUGGUGGUUGCCAGUUUUAUCUGUUGUCCCAUCCCAUUGAUCUGAACGUGACGUUGGGUUAAGUGGAAAGAUUCGUGGCGGGGUUUUGCUCGCCUGGUUAGUUAUCGCUUGCAUGUUUUGAUACCUGUACGGCUUCCCUUAUCUAUACUGGGUUAAUGGGUCGGUAUGUGACGUUUGAGUCGAACGCUCGGAACAAUCCGCUGCUGCAUUGUGACGACAGCUUGUCCCUGAGUUAGCGCUGCGAUGCAGUGCGCAUGCGGGGCGUGCUGCGGGCCACUGCCGUACUUGCAGGUGUAGUUCCAUGUCGCUGUGAGCAGCUACGUGGAAGCGGGCUUGCUUUGAACGCUAGUUGGCUUUGCGGUUGUGCCGGUAAGGUAGGUUUGGACUUCCGGCCAGUCCUCGGCCAACGAAGGGCGACAAGGGGCUGGGGUGCUGGAAACUAGUGACCCGUGGGCCACACUACAUGCGCGGUUCACGGCGGUCCUACUUGUGUUAAGAAAACUGGCGGUCCUACUUGUGUUGUGAAGGUUAUUCCCCCCACCACACAUUGGAAUUUCUUCCCCCCUCCAGGUUCGCGGUGCCCGAUGACGUGGUGUUCGUGCCGCAGAUCCCGCACAACGCCACGGGCAAGGUGUCCAAGCGCACGCUGAGGGACGUCUUCCAGGCGCACAAGCCCCCGCCGCGGGCUAGGCUGUGAUGAAGGGUGCCUUAGCCGUACCUGUGGGGGCCGUACCUCUGCGGUGCCGGUUUCCACGCCGAAGGAUUCGAGGGCAGGUGCUGUGAUGCAGGAAGGCGCCGCAAGGGCGGUAGUGCAUUGCAGAGGUGGGAAGAAAGAGGCGCAUGGCUAUUGGCAGUGGUAGUGUGUCAAGGUAAUUGCCCGCAAGAUGUAGUGUGUAUGUGUGACAGGUGCACGGCGUUGUACCGAGGCUGUGGGUGCCUUCAGCUCUCGCAUGGUUUGAUGGUGGACAGGAACGUGUCCGGUGUGGCAUCAUUGCCUGGGUGUUGUAAUCUUGCCAGUCCGUUUAACUAUAGAUUAUGCUCAUCGUUACCCUGUCGUAACGCCAAAAACAGUUCUGCAUGGUGCCUUUCUUAGGCUUGAAGAUGUUCAUGCAAAAGGCCGAAGCGAUAGUUGCUAAGCUCGACGCCCGUUUCAAGUGCAU
Molecule: messenger RNA, 4046 nt
Organism: Astrephomene gubernaculifera
Lineage: Eukaryota; Viridiplantae; Chlorophyta; Chlorophyceae; Chlamydomonadales; Astrephomenaceae
Source: the annotation of a GenBank genome assembly